AAAAAGAAAAACUCAAACGGAUCUCAAUUGCAAACGUAGGAUAGGGGUUUUUGUUUCGCAGUGAGCUGAGCCUAUUAUCAACAUAAACAUUCAACACAAACAAUUUCAGUGAAUCAGCACAAUUUUUUAUUUUUUUUGUCUUCGUGAUUAUGAUUAUUUGGAUCAUGCUCUUCGCUUCAAUUUUCCUUUUCAAAUCCCCCUGAAUUUUUUUUUCUUUCUGAAUCACAUCAGAUUCAAUUGAAUUAUACCCCCUCAAUGCAAUGGUGGUCUGCAAAUGUCGCAAGGCUACUAAGUUAUAUUGCUUCGUGCACAAAGUUCCUGUCUGUGGGGAAUGUAUCUGCUUCCCGGAGCACCAAAUCUGCGUGGUCCGGACUUAUUCGGAAUGGGUUAUAGAUGGGGAGUAUGAUUGGCCUCCGAAAUGCUGCCAAUGCCAGUCUGUUUUAGAAGAGGGGGAUGGAUCUCAAACAACUCGACUGGGUUGUUUGCAUGUUAUCCACACAAAUUGCUUGGUCUCGCAUAUCAAGAGUUUUCCUCCACAUACUGCCCCAGCAGGAUAUGUGUGUCCUUCAUGUUCUACUACGAUAUGGCCUCCUAAAAGUGUGAAAGAUUCAGGAUCACGUCUUCAUUCCCAGUUGAAGGAAGCUAUCAUGCAGUCUGGUAUGGAGAAGAAUGUUUUUGGAAAUCAUCCUGUAUCAGUGACAGAAUCACGAAGUCCUCCACCUGCUUUUGCUUCAGACCCAUUGAUUAUUAGGGAAAAUCAUGGAAACUCAGACUCAGUUGAUGGAUACUCACCUGCAACUGGGUCAGAACUACCUAAACUUUCAGUGACAGAUAUUGUGGAGAUAGAUGGUGCUAAUCCAGCAGGAAAUUUCAUGAAAAACUCAAGUCCUGUUGGUCCUGGUGCCACCACAAGGAAGGGCCCAGUCCAUGUUGAACGACAGAAUUCUGAAAUUUCUUACUAUGCUGAUGAUGAAGAUGCAAAUCGUAAAAAGUACACAAAACGAGGUCCAUUCCACCAUAAGUUUCUUAGAGCUUUGCUUCCUUUCUGGUCUACUGCUUUACCUACUCUACCAGUGACUGCACCUCCAAGGAAAGAUGCAUCAAAUGCAGCAGCCGAAACCUCGGAAGGCCGUACACGGCAUCAAAGAUCAUCAAGGAUGGACCCCAGAAAAAUUCUUCUCCUGAUUGCAAUUAUGGCUUGCAUGGCAACUAUGGGUAUACUGUAUUACAGACUAGCGCAACGGGGUCCAGGGGAUGAGCUUCUUAAUGAUGAAUAAAUUUGUCUGCCAUUGAAUGAGUGCUCUUAAAGUCCGGAGAUGUUCAGCGGCUCCCAUUUUCCAUAUUGCUGGUUACUGUUGCUUCUUAAAUCCGUUUGCCUUCUUUAUUUGGACCAGUCGCAGUCUUGGCAAACAUACAAGUAGUAGUUUGUUGAUAAUUUUUCAUCUGGAAUGCCUAUGACAGUGACGUGUUACAUAAAAUCCUAGUCAACCAUCUUUGCUCUUUGCCCUCAGUUUUGGUGUCCACUUGGAAUGAAAUUGCAUCAUAUUCAGAUUUUAAUAUUGUUCUCUUAAUUGGAUUAGUUGUCUCCACCAUUUCAAAAAUCAAUUAAAGACAUUGUUAGCCGGCCCGUGUUUA
Glycine soja is the source of this 1635-nucleotide messenger RNA. Its product is annotated as zinc finger protein-like 1. The transcript is spliced from 9 exons. The record is from RefSeq and is a predicted model, not a curated record. Gene Ontology annotation, cellular component: Golgi apparatus. Lineage: Eukaryota; Viridiplantae; Streptophyta; Magnoliopsida; Fabales; Fabaceae. The coding region runs from base 261 to 1277 and encodes 338 amino acids.